Cimex lectularius (bed bug) is the source of this 1615-nucleotide messenger RNA. RefSeq names its product MFS-type transporter SLC18B1-like. NCBI's taxonomy places the organism in Eukaryota, Metazoa, Arthropoda, Insecta, Hemiptera, Cimicidae. The transcript is spliced from 13 exons. Gene Ontology annotation, molecular function: transmembrane transporter activity. The record is from RefSeq and is a predicted model, not a curated record. Bases 86 to 1573 code for a protein of 495 amino acids. Gene Ontology annotation, biological process: transmembrane transport.
UAGUCGAAACCCUGAAAAUCCUUGCAGUAUGUUAAUGGGACCCGGAUCGAAAAGGUCUUAACUACUCGGAGAGGAGCUAGCAGCCAUGGAAGCAUGGAAACGAUCGGUGAAGGAGAAGAAGAAGGAGAAGCUAACUAAAAAGCAAUGGUUGACACUCAUCGCGAUAGGCAGUGUUCAUUUCUGCGGUGCCAUAUGCAUUUCUCUUCAGGCGCCGUUUUACCCGCAAGAGGCUGAAAAGAAAAAUGCUACAGCGACUGAAUAUGGUCUGGUUUUCGGCAGUUUUGAGUUUAUCGCGUUCUUCAGCAGCCCCUUUCUCGGAAAAUAUAUAAAUUACAUUGGGGUGAAGACAACUCUGAACGCAGGCAUGCUUUUGGCGGCAGCCUCCACGAUUUCCUUCGGUUUGCUGGACAUGGUCGAAUCGCACGACGCCUUCAUCGGUUUGUCUUUCUUCCUGCGGAUGGCCGAAUCGCUAGGUUCCACGGCAGCCCUCGUCUCCGCCUUCUCCAUAACCGCCGCAGUGUUUCCCGAUAGUAUCGCAACAGCUUUUGCUUCUCUGGAAGUGUUCUACGGCGUCGGGUAUAUCGUCGGACCUACCCUCGGUGGCCUUUUCUUCUCUUGGGGAGGAUACAAACUGCCCUUUAUCGUAAUGGGUAUUGCAAUGAUCUUCGGUAAUAUUUUCGUUUUCCUCGUUCUUCCCCCUGUGGAAAAUAACGUCAGCGAUAUCAGACAAGUAAGCACGAAAGGCGUUUUGCGAGUACCCGGCGUGAUAUUAGAUUCGUUGACCGUAGUCUGUACAGCAAUAAGCAUGGGCUUUAUUGCAGCGACACUCGAGCCCCAUAUUAGAAUUUUUGAACUGUCGCCCAUCUCGAACGGCCUCAUGUUCGUCAUCAGCGGCGGGACUUACGCAAUCUUCGCCCCGAUAGUCGGUAGGAUUUGCGAUCAUUGGGUCUACCCGAAGAGGGUCCUCAGCUUCGGCGCCAUCUUCAUAGUCUUCAGCUACGUUCUGAUCGGACCGCUUCCCUUUGUGGGCAUACCAAAGACCUUGGCUGUUUGCAUCACCGGCUUGGUAAUACACGGAUUGGCCUUGUCCGCCCUAAUGGUACCCACCUUCAUGGAUUCCAUCUGUUCAGCCGUUGCUGCUGGCUUUCCUGAUGAUUUGUCCACAUACGGGAUCAUAUCUGGAUUGUGGUCUUCGUCGUUCGCCUUAGGAGCUUUCAUCGGCCCUUCAAUCUCCGGAUAUCUUUUCGACCUUGUCGGAUUCCAAUAUGGCUCGAUUUUUGUCAUGGUUGUCCAUUUUGCACUGUUUAUCGGCAUAACUAUUUUCAUAUCUAUGGAGAAGAAGAAGCAGAUUGUCCCACCUAAACGCGUCCGCUUGCUUUCCCACGUCCCUGGGAGCUCGUCGGAAGAAGAAUAUCUCAAUCCGAAACUGACCGAUACUUGGGAAGCCAAAAUCACUUCUGACUGCAAGACCUACAGAGGAGCUGGCAAACCGGUGGAGCAAGCGAGGCUGACAAUUUCACAAGAGGACCUCGAGAAAACGGCCAAAACCUUAAACGAGUCACUGAAUGUCUAAAUGUUCCUGGUAUCAUAAAAAUAUAGAUACAUUUUAAAAUUU